AUGAAAAGCCUACUACGAUACAUCAAGGCUGCUUCCGAAGCAGCCGUCACGCAAGCUACAACGUCUGCAAAUGCUGCUUCGAAGCCGGUUGUAAACUUAUCUUCUACUCCCCAACAGAUGCAAGCAUCCCAUAAAGCAGAAGCUCAAAGAGCAGCACAGAAGUGUGUUUCCAAUCCGAUCCUUACUCCAGUCACUGAUGAGAUGCCCACCGAAGAUCGGGGAGGUGAUUGGGUGGCUCCAGAAAUAAUGGAAGAAAAGCAGCAAAAAACCAAGGCCGCUCCGCAAGCUCAUAAGGUAGGGAGUGCAUCAGAAGAGGUUGUCUCAAAAACAUCGGGAACUAAAAUACAAAUUUCUUGCAUGACCACGAACAAUCUAUGGCUUGUAAAGUGUUGUGUCACAUUUUACGCAGUUGUGCCAAAACUGUCUUCCUUUCUAAUUACUGGGCCAAAAAUUUCUCGGGAUAGCGGCUCAGGUUUGCGCAUGUCCGGUCGCGAUGAACGCAACCUCCGUCUGUCGUCUCUUUCAAAGACCUAUCCUAUAUCGCUAGCUUCAAAAAUUCAAGCAUUUCUUCACUUGCUGGUAGCGGGUUUGCAAUAGCC
This is a messenger RNA of Cylicostephanus goldi, 599 nucleotides long. The record is from the annotation of a GenBank genome assembly. Lineage: Eukaryota; Metazoa; Nematoda; Chromadorea; Rhabditida; Strongylidae.